Molecule: messenger RNA, 3471 nt
Organism: Trichomonas vaginalis G3
Lineage: Eukaryota; Parabasalia; Trichomonadida; Trichomonadidae
Product: guanylate cyclase protein
Exons: 1
Coding region: 1-3471 (1156 amino acids)
Biological process (GO): cGMP biosynthetic process; receptor guanylyl cyclase signaling pathway; intracellular signal transduction
Molecular function (GO): peptide receptor activity; guanylate cyclase activity
Source: RefSeq, a predicted model, not a curated record
AUGGCUGUCAACUAUUGGAGAGAGAGUCUUGGAAUUUGGGAGGUUUAUGCCAAAUUUGCCGCUGUUUAUCCAGAGAAUACAAGUAAUCUGAUUUUCAUCCUUCAGAACGUUCAAAUGCUGAAAGAUCGUUCUCCUGUUGCAAACAUUGUAUGUACAAGCAUCAAAAGCAUCAUAAACACAAGAGAAACGAGAUUCACUCCACAAAUCAAGAACAAAAUAUCCAAGAUGACCAAGGAAUUCACAAAAACAAAGAAUAGAUUAAGAAAUAUUUGGGAUUUAAUCCUUCAAGGUGCAACAAAUGACUUGGGAAGCUCAAUAAAACUUGCCUAUGAAUCAGUUAAAGACUCCGAGAGUGAUAUCAACUAUUUAAUGACGCUCUUUCCAAAUAAUAAAUUUGUUGCUCGCCAACACGCGAAGUUUUUGUAUGAAAUCAAGUGCGAUGUGCUAGAAUACAAGAAGAAGAUGGAAGAUGUUUCAAAAUUAAGCCGUGGAUUGAGAAUUCAGAAAGAUGUUGUUCAUGAAUUAGGAAUGCAAGCAAUUCCAACAAUUCCUGAGUCAUCAACAGAAUCACAAGAUACAUCUGUUAAAUCCCUGGUCAAUGUUGAAACAGAAUCAUUAAAUAUUGAUGAGAAUUCCAUAGAAGAUGAUGUUUCAAUCGACGCUCACAAUUCAAUUUCAAAGCAGAUUGAAAAUCACGUCAUUCCUUCAAUUCAUUUAAUGUAUUGCACAACAAUAGUUGCAUAUAUUUUCUUGAUUUUAAUUCCUUUUAUUGUAUUGAAUGUACUAUUCAAUUUCUUCUCAAAUGAAUUGAGAAAGCCCAUUGAAUAUAUGCAAGGAAUCGCUUUUGUGAGAAAUCUAGUGAAUAUGAUGCCAGCAUUUGUUGGCAAACAUCUUCUCCAGUACAUGCCAGAUCCAACUGACCCAACAGGAACAAAAAUGAUCCUUGACGGAGUGAAAUUUAUGAAAAGAUUUCCAUUUAACGCUUACGGAGGCGAAAAAACAACUAGAGAAAUAGUUAGUUACUUAGCUAUGAGUGUUGCCUCGGCAAAUGAAAUGAUUUCUCCACUCAGACAUUUCAAAUACGAAAAUAAAAUCAUUUCUUCCGUGAGAGACCAACUAUUCUCAACGACAUCCAAGUACUAUUAUUACGUGAACACUUCAUAUUUCACGGAAACAGAUACUUCUUCCGUUCAAAUUUCCUUCAUGCUCUCAGCGAAUAUUUUGAAAUUAGUCGCAGUCCCUGUUGUUACAGCUGAACUCGCCAAGGGACCGGACUCAAUCACAAGCAGAAACAAUAACAACCUCAUAACAGCAUCAAUGAACACUGCUUUAACAUUGAUGGUCGAUUAUAUCAAAGAACAAUAUUAUAUUCACCAGAAAAUCAUCAAAUUCACGUUCAUUGCACUCCUUGCUGUUAAUGUUAUUGCAUACGCUAUAAUAUUUUUAGUCCAAAUCAAGAAGCUGAAGAGAAAUAAAAAGGAAAUCAUAAGUGUAAUGACAGAAUUACCAAAAACCGUAAUUUCUAAUAUCUCUCAAUCAUUUUCUACCGUAAAAGGUGACAAAUCUACAUCAGAAAGCAGCUCAAAACGAGAUGCAGAGCUCACAAGACAAGAAGAGUCGAUAAUCAAACUGUUUUCAUCAAUAUCAGAUGGAGUUGGCUCAAGUAUUGAACGUUUCAACUUCAUUAUGAUAUUUUUGAUUGUAAUUACCUCAUGUUUGGGAUAUUACUUGUGUAUGGAGUGUUUCACGAAAGCAUCUGAUAAUAUCUUCUAUAACUGUCAUCAUAUUAACUAUCUUUACGGCUCAAUUACGUUCCUUUUCUCAAUUUUCGCGAGAAUAUGGAAAAUUGUUUUGGAAAAUGCUCAUCCAACAUUCCAAGGAACAUGUAUCAACGUAACAGAUGAAGUUUCUAAUAUAGAAAGAAUCAUUCCUCUUCAAAGCGAGUAUUUUUUGAAGAUAAGAUUUGGCGGUAGCGAUAAGAACGAAGUUCCUUUCGACGGAACCGCGGAAACGGUUAAAGAGGCCAGUAUCCUAUUGUCUUGCGAAAAUCCUUUGAUUCCUCCUACAGAUAUCCCCGAAAGUGUACAUUGUUUCACUGCUCCUCAGCAGUUGUAUUACACAAUAGCUUAUUUGAAGAGAUUAGUAUCAGCUAUGAAAGAAAAUCCACCAAGAUAUCCGAAACCAAGGGGAGAUGGAGUAAAUCAGGGUUGGCAAGUCGGACCAAUAGAAUUAUACGAAGCUUUCUUCUAUCCAGCAGGAAUAAAGCUCGUUCCUUCAUUGGUAGAUAGCAUUUCACGCCAAAAGAAACAGUUACAAAUCAAUUCAAUAGCUUUCAUCCUUGUCACUUUUGGGUUGUCACUUUUUAUUCUUUACUCAGCGAAGAAUGAAGAUAUUAUGAUGAAUUUUGCAUUAAAACAGGUUCUAAGAUGUCCAACAACUGUUAUUAUGCAAAAUUCAAAGAUAAUUGACUUGUUGAGCGGAAAUUAUUCGAAAUUUGAUGAAGAAGAAACGAAUAUCAACUUCUCGAAUGAGAUUUUCAACAAGUUAAAUGAUGUUGUCAUAGUCUGCCAAGAGGAAACAGGUAAAAUUGUCACUGUAAACAGCAGAUUUAAAGAAAUCUUUGGAGAUAUCGAUGUAAAAACGAUCAAAGACUUAUUUACUAGUGAGAGAUUCGAGUCAAAAUCACUCAAUAAGGUAUUCUCACAGCAAACAGAGCUUGUUUACAAGAACAUUUACUUUGAAUUUACAAAUACUCUUUCGAGUGGCAACAGAAUCUAUUUUGGCACCGAUAUAACAAAGAACGUGAUGCACGAGAAGCUGAUAACAGAAGAGAAGACUAAAUCCGAUGCCAUGUUAGCGAGUAUUUUACCACCUAUGUUAGUUUCACGAGUUCAAGCUGGCGAAAAGAACAUUUCUUUCUCAGUACAAUCAGCCACAGUUCUUUUCUUGGAUGUCGUAGAGUUCACACCAUGGUGCGGCUCUCACGAUGCACAUUACGUCAUGAGAAUGCUGAACAUCAUGUUCAAGGAAUACGACGCGAUCACUAAUUCACACAAGACAAUGACUAAAAUCAAAUGCAUCGGAGACUGCUACAUGGCUGCAGGAGGCAUCUUCGACGAGGUGAAUCAGCCUGCAGUACACGCGAAAGAGGUCGUUGACUUCGGAUGCCAAGUCAUCAAGAAACUCCUCGAGAUCGACGAGAGAGAGAACGAGUCACUGAGAAUAAGAGUUGGUGUAAACACAGGAGGUCCGAUCGUUGCUGGUGUCAUCGGAACAGAGAAACCAACAUUCGAAAUUUUGGGUCCUGCAAUCAACAUCGCACACGAAAUGGAACAUCACGGUGUUCCAAUGAAAGUACACAUCUCUAGACCUGUCUACGAACUCAUCUACGGUCAGCAGUUCGAUAUAAAGGAACGAGGUGAAAUAGAUGUCAAGGGUGGAAAGAUGUUCACUUACUUAGUUGAACCAUAA